CUGAAGGAUAAAGUCGCAUAUCUAGGGUUUUACUUUUAUACUCUAUCUCUGUUUUUAUCAUCGUCUCCUCCACUUUCCAGCUGCAAGAACAUAUUCAACAAUGUCCUACAUUCCAGCAGCAGUAAUGACAGAUAUAGUCCGUCGAGUUGGGAGUGAUGGAUUCCGGAAUCUUGGUCCUCUGAUCGCAGCCGGGCCAUUCUUUCAAGAAAUCGUCUUCUCCCGUGAUGUUUUGCUAGACGUCGAUCUGGAUGAGUUCUUGUUCAACUCAAGGCUCGGUAGGGAAGAGUCCAUCUACCGACCGUUUCUUUUGAGAUGCGCAGCAGCAGGGCAUGAGGUUGCAAGAUAUUUAGAAGGACUUUGGCGUUUGACGCAAGAAGGACCGUCGGUGGAAGCAUUAGAGAUGCUUGGAGAAGUUGGAUACUCUUCCAUCUAUGCUACAUUUGCAUUUGCAGUUAUGCUCCUCUGUUGUGGUUCCUAUGACCAAGGUAUGGUCGUUACACGCACUUUUUUUAGCAGGAUUCAAACUUUGGAAGAGGCAAUCGCCGUAGCCGGCGUAGUAGAAGACCAAAUACGUCAUAUCGGACCAGGGGGUCGCAAUGUCUUUGACGUUAUAUUCAUUUCAAAGAGUGGGAUCCUAACGAAUGGAGGCUUACAAACUGUCGAACCGAUUCUCUGUGGGAUAGGUGAUGAACCAUCCUUUGGCAUUAUGGACAUUGCAUAA
This is a messenger RNA of Arabidopsis lyrata subsp. lyrata, 721 nucleotides long. RefSeq lists its product as uncharacterized. The record is from RefSeq and is a predicted model, not a curated record. Lineage: Eukaryota; Viridiplantae; Streptophyta; Magnoliopsida; Brassicales; Brassicaceae. The transcript is spliced from 2 exons. The coding region runs from base 101 to 721 and encodes 206 amino acids.